AUGCAAAUACGAUCUCUUCCGCCCAUUACAACACUUCAACUACUUUCAUGUCUGGCCUCUCACUUUGAUAUAGAACGACUAUUCUUGAACUUUAUCAAUCGGAGGAAAUCUUCUGGCUAUCGCCCUGAUCCAGGUUGGAAAGGACCGCGAAAUAUCUGGUUCUUCUCCCUCAAGUACUACUAUAUUACAUCUGGAGACCAGGAUGUUUAUCCGGGUCAGCAGUCGGGCCCCUUCCACAAGAAUCUGCCGCACCUCCGGAUUUGCCACGGAAGCUCCUCCGCGGCAUUGAGCUUUUCUGAUACAGAGGGAGCGAAUGCGUCUGCUGCACUACCAUGGAGACUUUUAAUCCUCUCUUGCAAUCGGGAUCAUACGUCAGGUGGGAAAAUUAAAAACGGGGUGGAAGCAUUUUACUGGGGUAUCAAUAGUGAGUUGAGGAAGGUGAGGAGGUGUCUUAGAGAAGUGGCAGAUCAGAUAUCUUCGGUUUCGGUACCCUCAGACGACUUUCUCUUCAAUAGCGAGGUGCGAGAAUCUCUCUUAUUCGAAACUGAAGAUUUUACAAACUCACGGACCUACUUCUGGGCUCUUCAAUCCUUGCGUCUUGUCAACGAGUGCAUUGCUUCGAUUAUUAGAAGUUGGGACAUGUACGACAAGGCAUCUUUUCUGGAUCUUCUCAAUACAGGCGAUGAUGGAAUAAGCCACACAUCUCCAAGUUCAGACGGCGAAGCGGCUGUGACUAGAACUGCGUCGAUAUCUUGCCUGGAUGAAAUUCAAAAACAAAUGAAUCAGCUCGCCGGCAUGAUAGAAGACAACAACGCCAAGCAGGAGGAGAUUCGGGCAUUGCGCGACGGUGUAGGUGCUUUCCUAGCGCCUUCAUUCACUGGUGAACUGAAGCGCUAA
Molecule: messenger RNA, 897 nt
Organism: Bipolaris zeicola 26-R-13
Lineage: Eukaryota; Fungi; Ascomycota; Dothideomycetes; Pleosporales; Pleosporaceae
Exons: 2
Coding region: 1-897 (298 amino acids)
Source: RefSeq, a predicted model, not a curated record